AUGUCUGCCCGAAGUUUAUCUGGAAUUUCGACAUCAAGCAAGUCCAUUCCCACUUCCAGAAGAGUAUUCAAGGCACUAAAAGAGUAUGCAAAGAAACUUGUCAACCUUGAAUUAUUCACGCAGGGCCUUGAGGACUGGGUUUUGGAAAAUUCACAAGUAAAUUUGUGCAAUGAGGGGCAGUUUUUCAGGUCUCCCUUCUCGAUUGAUGAAUUGUGCAAGCUUGAUUUAGCAUUGGAGGGGGUCCUAUUUCAGCAGCUCUUUCGUAUGCCGAGUUCAGCAUAUGCUUCUGAUGAUUCACAAGAAGACAAGUAUUUUGCAAUAGAAGAUUUCCUUCAUGCCAUUGUAAAUGGACUGUGGCGUACGUUUUGGCGCAAAAGUGGGCCAUUACCGUUCUUUUUAUCUUGUCCUCGUCACCCUGGAUCAAAAUUUUAUACCGUGGAGAAGGCGAUAUCAAGGGGAAGGCUCGAAGAGCUCUGUGGUUUAGCUUUGAUACAAGGAAAUGGGAGUGAUCUGCAAGUUCGUUGGGAUCAAGUUAUGGAGUUUGCCUUAUUUAGACCAGAUAUAUUGUCCGAAAAUGAGUUAAGAUUAUCUCCUGGCAGUAUAUGUGAAGCCCUCUUUUAUGGUGUUCAUAUACUUAUUACACGGAGUUUGAGCAAGUUUAGUACAGUUGGCAAUGACUCUGUAUUUAUUUUGGUUUUUGAUGCUAAAUUUGGUGGGGUAGUGAAGCUUGGGGGUGAUGUUGGCAAACUUGAAGUGAACUCAGCUGAUCCAUACCAAUCUGUGACUGAAUGGAUCAAGUGUAACGCUGAAGUUGCAGUUUCUCCAGCUGACCAGGUAUGGAACAAGCUAGGUAAUGCAAAUUGGAGAGAUCUAGGGACUCUGCAAGUACUUUUAGCAACAUUCCAUUCCAUAGUACAGUGGAUGGGGUCACCAAGAAAGUCAAUAGCCUCGUUGGCUUCGGAUCAUGGUCUCCGUCUUCAGAAGCGUAGGAUGCAGAGUCGCCUGAUUGAAAAUGAAAAUGAAAAUGCAUUGGUAUCCUUCCAACAAAUGGUACAUCAAGGAGAGAUUGAAGAACUUGACCAAAGUGACAAUCCUUCUUUGAAAAAGCAAGCAUCGCGUUUGAAGCUUAGGCAGGGUGAUGUAUUGAUGUUGGAUGACCAGCAGCAGGGACAUAAAAGUUUUCAAAUAUGGGAUUCUUUGGUUGGAGGGAACUACUUUAUGUAUAGUGCCAUUUCUCCUGAUUUUCCAGAGGAGCUAUUGACUUUAUAUGUGGGUGCUCACCCAUCCAGACUAGAGCCAUCCUGGGAAGAUAUGAGUUUGUGGUACCAAGUACAGAGGCAAACAAAAGUGUUAAAUAUCUUGAAGCAGCAAGGAAUAUCCUGUAAAUAUUUGCCAAGAAUACUUGCCUCUGGCCGAAUUUUGCAUUCUGGUCCUUGUAAGAAGCAGAGUCCUGGAGGGCGUUGUGAUCACCUACGGUGCGGAACUCCAAUACUUGUGACGUCUCCGGUUGGGGAGCCACUAUCUUUCACAGUUGCUCGAGAUGGCCCAUUUUCCUCAGAGGAGGCACUUCGCUGCUGCCGAGACUGCCUAGCUGCUCUAAGAAGCGCAUCAAUUGCCAAUGUCCAACAUGGUGAUCUUUGUCCUGAGAACAUCAUUCGUGUCAUUGACCCCCAAGGGUCUGGAAACAUGUUCCUGUAUGUUCCAAUUUCAUGGGGACGUGCAGUUCUAGAAGACAGGGAUAGCCCGGCAAUAAAUCUACAGUUUUCUUCAUCACAUGCACUUCAGCAUGGGAAACUUUGUCCAUCAUCUGACGCUGAGAGCCUAAUUUACCUCAUCUUUUUUGUUUGUGGGGGCCCUAUGCAGCAACAGGAUUCCAUCGAGUCUGCCUUGCAAUGGAGGGAGAGAAGCUGGGCAAAGCGUUCGAUUCAGCAACAGCUUGGUGAAGUUUCAGCUCUUUUAAAAGCAUUUGCUGAUUAUGUUGAUAGCCUAUGUGGAACCCCAUACCCAGUUGACUAUGAUAUUUGGUUCAAAAGACUAAAUGGGGCUGUGGAUGGCACAGCAGACAGAGGUAAAACGAUCGAAGAAGUAGCGACAAAACCAAGAUUGGAAGAUGUCGCCGAAUCUUCAGGAACUUCUGGAGGUGGCAUUUAA
This is a messenger RNA of Dovyalis caffra, 2151 nucleotides long. Lineage: Eukaryota; Viridiplantae; Streptophyta; Magnoliopsida; Malpighiales; Salicaceae. The record is from the annotation of a GenBank genome assembly.